This is a messenger RNA of Talaromyces rugulosus, 1536 nucleotides long. RefSeq lists its product as uncharacterized. The transcript is spliced from 5 exons. The record is from RefSeq and is a predicted model, not a curated record. Bases 1 to 1536 code for a protein of 511 amino acids. Lineage: Eukaryota; Fungi; Ascomycota; Eurotiomycetes; Eurotiales; Trichocomaceae.
AUGUCCAGGACAGAUAAUGCCACGAGAAACUCAAGCUACAGGCAAUGGCCAGGUGAACGGCAUCCGACGCAGUGGGAUGUGCACGAUGCCAACCAAAGCCCUGCAGUUAGCUUUCUCGAACGUUUUCGAGUUGCGCUGUUGCACAGUGAAUAUGCAGAAGAAGAGGGAGAAAGCGUGCUAGACGCUGCUUCUUUCAUUGGUGAAUCCGAGACUUUGAACCCGACAUUAACUCCUCCAACAGACUCCGCUGCCUCGUAUACAUAUCCAAUGGCAUUGCUUUCUGAUAACUUGGCUAUGCCCUCCGAGGACGAAUUAUUGCGGCUACAGGGAGAAUUCUAUACUUCCUUCAAACAACACAUCUUCAUCAAUUCGGUGGAUGUUACGGGAACAUCAGGCAUUAUUCCCCCAUAUCUGCAACUCGCACUCGCUUGUAUAUCAUCAGUCACCUCUCCACUGGCGGGUACGAACGAGCAUCUAAGCGGUAGCGACUUUUUCAUUACUGGGGUGCACCUGUGGGGGGUUAUGCUUGAGGUUGACAACCGUGAAGCUCGUCUUCUUGAGGCCGUGGUGGCGGCUACGUUGUUAAUUACUUACGGCAUCCUGUCAACGGACCACAAGGAGUGCAGGCAGGCCACCGGCCUACUGGCCAAUGUCACGACUAUUACGAGGCGUCUUCAUCUAACCGAUUAUUACCCACCGCUUUUAGUACCGGGUGAAAUACCAGAAAGAGAAUCAAGCAUGAAAAGUUCAUUGAUCAGUUAUAUGUUAUUAAUUGAUGUUAUGCACUCGGUACAUUGCAACACAGUUAUAAACCAUUCUGUAAGCGAGCUAUGGAUCAAAAUGCCGUCGUCAAUGCAUUCAUUUCGCACAAUUUACAAUUUACUUGCUCAUGACGAUGUCUUACCACCAGACGUAAAAAGCUCUGAAGACGGUCUACUACUGAUUACAGCGUUGUUAAGUGAUAUUAUCUACAUACAACGUUGCCAUGUGUCGCUGCCGCACCUUUCUACCCCCAAGGACGAAAGGCUGCGCAACCCUUAUGCUCCACUAUCUGCGAAGUCUGAGUUUUUGCGCCAAAGUGCUGGUAUGAUGGCGGCCCUUUCUCAGUGGGAGAACACCUUUCAUGACAAGGUUGAUAACGACAUCCUUGCUCUCUACUACUUCACUAAACUUCAUCUGAUCUGCCCUGCACUUUGGGAACUGCCUCGUAUGGCAGGAUAUGGCAGUAUCUGCUCCCAUCCGGUUGAGUCAAGGGAAAUGGAGAUUUCGGAUAAAGCAAUGGAUCUUGCCUGGCUUGUCUUAGAUCAUUGUGAUAAAAAUUCUAAGACUGCAAGACCGAACUUAUCCAUCUGGUUACCGAUCGUCUUAUUCAUAUCUGCACUAGUGGUAUGGCAACGUCUUCGUUCCCGAGCUGCCACCGAUUUGAAAUAUGGCACGUUGAAAGUGCUGAGUAUGUUCGAGCAUGAAAUUGCCCGGUUGCCGUGGCCAUGCUGUCGAGAAAUGAGCAAGACACUGGAGGGUCUCAUGCAGAACUAG